This is a messenger RNA of Drosophila erecta, 1499 nucleotides long. RefSeq lists its product as uncharacterized. Bases 190 to 1392 code for a protein of 400 amino acids. The transcript has a single exon. The record is from RefSeq and is a predicted model, not a curated record. Lineage: Eukaryota; Metazoa; Arthropoda; Insecta; Diptera; Drosophilidae.
GUUCGCUAUUCCAACACACUAGCUUCAACACUUUUCAUAGACUUCCAAGUUUAUCGGUUUGAAGACGCAAGGUGUUCCAUAUAUCGUCUUAGACGACGUAUUCCAGUUGAAUAUUGGGUACACAGGAAGCUACAAACAUAGUUACUUUGAAGUCACAAGAGGAACCUUGGAAGCCAAGAGCACUGCAAAAUGGCAUUUCUGGGAAGAGUCAACAGUCAGGGAGCCCUAAUCGACUGCGAAGUGUUCUGUGGCCGUGCAGCCAUGGGCCAGACCCAGCAGGACUCAGCCUGCCAAGCCAGAAAGGACGAGGCUAGUGCGCUGGUCCCGCGCAGAAAGGGUUCCAGGACCUUCAUCAAGACCUGUGACAAGGACAGCCUAGUGCGCUGCAUGGGAAGCCCCAGCACAGUGCGCUACGUGGGCAGCUCCGGGUCGUGCAGUGAAGUGAACUCAUUGGACGAGACGGAGAUCUCCACUCUGCGCUGCUGCUCGGAUUUGUCCCUGGGCACCCUGAUGUCGAGCAAGACAAUUGAGGGGGUCCGCGUUGGUGAACUGGGAGAGGAUGCCGAGCUGCAGACGGAGUCGGAGACGGUCUGCCUGCAUCUGGGCAGUACCAGCAGUAGCGCCAGCAGUGACCGCAGUAGUUCCAGUGGCACAUCCUACUCCUCAUCCCGCAGCGGCAAUUCAACCGACAAGGACUCGACGACCUCGAUGUGCAGCUGGGAGGAGGCCAUGUCCCAGGACGGCGGCAUGCUGUCCCCGCUCGAGGAGCCACUGAGCCACAGCCUGCCCUCGCUGCGCCUGGGAUCGGACGGCGGAGGAUCGCCGCCCCUCACCUACACGCGCCGCAUCGCACCGCUCCAGAUCCAGCGCUCCGCCGGCGAGGCCUACGAGAACUGGCUGUCCGGGAAGCAACGCCAGUGCCAGUACAAGCUGCAGGCGAAGCAGGCCGAGAUCCAGGUGCAGCGCCAACGCACGGAGCUGAGGCAGCGGCUCGCCAAGGAGAAGUACGAGCAGUGGUGUCAGCAGAAGGCGCAGCAGGCCGCCAGUGCCCCCAAGCCCGCCAAGCCAGCCAAUACCGCCAGUACCGCCAAGCCAUCCCAACCUGCUCAGCUGUCGACGCAGAAGAAUGCCGCGUCCGUGCAGCACCACCUGCAGGAGUGGGAGAUGCAGAAGCUGAGGCAGCUGGAACAGCGCCGCCAGGAGCAGCGAAACGCCGAGCGGCGGCGUCUGGAGGAGAAGGCCGUUCGCCGGUCGCAGGCGGAGGAGGCCUUCAGUCGGUGGAUGAGCAACGUGGCCCAGAGGCCCAAACCGGUCCCCGCCAGCCAGGGAAUGAAGUCGCUGCGCGGCACCGUUUCCGACAUCUUUAUAAAUCCCAAGCAGUGGGUGGACUAGGCAGCCGGUUUUGAGUUGGGCGGAGGUGUCGGAAAAGUGAAGGGCCUGGAUUGGCUGAAAGAAAGUUUUAACAAGUGUAACCAUAUUUACCCAUUUAACACUAUUAA